UACGUAUUCAAAACACAGAAGUGAGUCCAAUGUGUAGCCUGCAAGGCGGGGAGGCUCUGUCAAAAACGAGCGUUGAAGGACGCAUGUUUCGUGGUUUUUAGAAAGUAGCCAGGGCUGAUGGUUAGAAAUAAAACUCCAUGCGCGACAUGAGAUUUGGUGCUCGUCUCAAACACCAUGAACUUCAAACUCCUCUUCUUAUGGCUCCUGUACUUCGUCCAGGGUCUGCCGCAUGGCUUGCAGUCCUCACUUCUGCCUAUCUACCUAAGAUCUUCUGGCCUUUCUUUAACCAGAAUCAGCCUAACUAAAGCUCUUUACUUCCCAUGGAUACUCAAAGUACUGUGGGCGCCCCUCGUUGACCAGGUGGGCACUAAGAAGAGGUGGCUGAUGGGUAGUAUGUUGGGACUGGCCUUGGUGUGUCUGGCCAGCUCUGCCCUGUCUCCAGACAGCCACUUUCCUAUGGUCAUAAUGGUGCUGCUGGCCAUGAACUUUCUGGCGUCCGUGCAGGACAUCGCUGUUGACGGCGUGGCGGUGCAGCUCCUCCAGCGACAGGAGGAGGUGGGUUACGGCAACAUGGUGCAAGUCGUGGGCUACAAGAUGGGUUCUGUGCUGGCCGGCGGGGGUUUGCUGGCUGUCAUGGAUGUCGUGGGCUGGAGUGCCAUUUUCCUGGUGCUUAGCUGCAUGUACUGCGCGGUCGUCUUGUACAUUGUGAGGACUCCAUUUCUGAACAAAUAUCAAAUGAACCCAAGUGAUGAGAAGAGGUGUCCAGCUGGAGGACUCAACCCCUGGAACGUAUGGAAGGAACUGAUGACUGUGCCUGGCACCCUGUGGACUGUCAUUUAUGUCCUCAUUUACAAACUAGGUGAGCAAGGUGCUGUGACCAUGUUUCCCCUCUUCCUUCUGGACCAUCACAUGAGUGCCCGGGAGCUGGGCAUCUGGAACGGAAUGGUGGCCAUGGGUUUCUCCGUUUGCGGCUCCUCUGCUGCCGGGAUACUUAUCGCGCGGCACAGCAUCGGCUACCUGAUGAGGAGUGCCUUCAUGCUGAGAAUGUAUAGCAUGGCCUUCCAGACCAUCCUGUUACUCCUCUACAGCCAAGCUUCCCUGAUGAAAGGUGCUGCCAUACUGAGUUUGUGCAUUCAGCAUUUUCUGGGUGGACUCAUCACUACUCUCACGUUCACCACCAUGAUGAACUGCACCCAGAAAGCAGAAGAAAGCAUACAGGCCACUCACUACAGCUUCCUGGCAACACUGGAGGUGCUGGGGAAGUUGACCUUCAGCGCCCUGGCGGGAUGCGUGGUGGACUGGCUGGGAUUCCCAGUCAGCUUCCUUAUCUUCCUGCUUCUGUCUGCUGCCGCAACGCUCCACGUCUGCAAAGCCACGGAGGGGGGGCAGCUGAAGCACCAGACUAGCUAACACACUGACUGUGGUGGGGUUGGACUGGUUGGACUGGUUGGAGAGGUGGAGUUCGCUGCUGAAGCUCUUCCUAUAGGUGGCCUUCAAUAUGCUUCUGAUGCAUUAGGAACAUUCUGAGUUUUAUAUUAUUUUAAUCUAAGCUGCACAUGGAAUGAAUAAAGCUCUUUGGAGAGUU
Brienomyrus brachyistius is the source of this 1585-nucleotide messenger RNA. It is a transcript of the gene slc33a2, whose product is annotated as major facilitator superfamily domain containing 3. The record is from RefSeq and is a predicted model, not a curated record. The transcript is spliced from 7 exons. Gene Ontology annotation, molecular function: transmembrane transporter activity. Gene Ontology annotation, cellular component: membrane. NCBI's taxonomy places the organism in Eukaryota, Metazoa, Chordata, Actinopteri, Osteoglossiformes, Mormyridae. Gene Ontology annotation, biological process: transmembrane transport. The coding region runs from base 175 to 1410 and encodes 411 amino acids.